AUGUGGAUCGGUGUGUUCCCGAGAGCUUUCUUUGAUCGCGUAACGCAAGGGUUACGCGACGAUCUCGAGCAUGAGCGGAAUAGGCGUCUCCAGAUGGUGGACACUGCCUCGAAGCAUCGAGCUGAGUUUGCCUUUGCUCAGCUUGAGAACGAGAGAUCUCUGACAUCUCUUCGUGACGAGCUAAGGGUAGCUCGUGGGAUUGUUGAUCGGUCUCGGGCUGAGAUAACUGCUCUUCAGACCCUUGUUGAUGCCCACCAUCGGGAGCACAAGGCUCUCUGCGAGAUGCUUGAGCGCAAGGGCGUUCUUCAUCGGAAGAAGCAGCGUACUGAUGGUACGGCUUAA
Messenger RNA from Peronospora matthiolae, 342 nucleotides. The record is from the annotation of a GenBank genome assembly. NCBI's taxonomy places the organism in Eukaryota, Oomycota, Peronosporomycetes, Peronosporales, Peronosporaceae.